CACGGCUUGACGGCCACAAAUGCCACUCAAAUCUGCAGACGUGUCAAAACCCAAGCCGCCAUGCCCCGCCCUAAUACGUAAAUGACGGUUGCCACGGACGACCAACGGGACUUCUAUUCGCUAGCAGAAAUCAGAAGACCUCCACUUCUGUAAAAGGAAGUAACAUGAUGCUGUCAGCUCCUUCCCCCAUCUGGCUGGCCUGUUGAGUCCAAUCAAGAACGUUGAUGAAGUCUAUUAAAACCUUAUGAUUUCUACGGUCUACAUUUCGCAGAGGAAGCGUUUAAGUCCACCGAGGAUCGAUUGGACCAGACUGAUAAGGAAAAAACACCUUGUAACAAAAUCUGUGUUAUUUCUACUAUAUUGGAACAAUACUUGUCUAGAACAGCUUUAGAGUUUUUGCAUCAUCCCGUCAGGGAUCUGUAGUGUCCGAACUGCAAGAAAGAAAAAAAAACCUUUCUAAGAUGUGUGGCUUGUGAUAGAGUUCAGUUAUAAUAUUGUCAAUCAUAACGUACUGGAGCAUAAAUAGAAACAACAAGAUGGCUCUUUUGGACGACCCAGCGUUUAUCAUCGCCCACAUCCGGCACUCCUUCAUCACCAGCGAUGACACUGGGAUGUGCGAGAUGGCCAUCAUGAAUGAGGACCUGGACUGGAAGGAGAGGAGGCAGGAAGCCUUGGACCGGAGGAAGAAGCCCUGGGCCCAGUACUACAGCAUGGAUCCCGAUCAAGAAGAUAUAGACAUCUUUGGUGAAUCAUACGAGAUUGAGGCUACUUCGGAGUAUGGCUUCCGACAGCGAUCCAAUACCGCGGUGCGACUGGAGAAGCUACGCAGUGACCGCAUGGCCCAGAAGAAGUGCAAGCGUGUUCAGUGGAAAGGCGAGGCUUAUAUGGAGUUUCCCGAGGAGGAUCUGGAUGAACUGUUUGCCAAAAAGAAUGUCCCCAGAAAGAAUUCCGAUAAUGAAGACCGUCGCCGCUCGGUGCUCUCCCUGCAGCUGGAGCAGAACCCGGAUCAGGCCAACAAUCCCUUCUCAGAAUAUGCCAAGUUUGACGGCAAGGCUCAUGCAGGCAAUUCAAACAUCAAGAGGAUUGACAUCUACCUGGCCAUGUGUGAGGGAGAUGCGCGAGAGUUCCCCGUCACCAUCCACGUGGUGGGGAAUGCCAAGGUGUUGGAUCUCAUUGGACUGAUAUGCUGGCACUACCUAAACAAGGGGUACCAGCCUAAACUCAGGCAAAACGUGGAAUCUUACUGCCUGAUGAUUGCUGAAGAGGAUGGGGAAGUGGACACGGACUUUCCGGCGCUUGACAACCGAGAAGCCAUCUCCAAGUUUGGCUUCAACACGCUGGCCCUGGUUCCACUGGACAUCGUGGAGGAUGGGAACAGCGAAGAGCCGCAGCAAGAGGGAUGCGUGGUGAACAUAAAAUCUUCCGACGGUGAAUCCAAAGUGGCCGUUGACAACCUUAACACCACGCUACGCGAGAUCUUAGUCCGGGCUUUGCGGAAGCGAAAGGGGGUCAUACCGACGGCAGGCCCAGACUACAUCCUGGAGCGGGAGCAUGAACCGGGCGUGGCCCUUGACCUUGACACCAAGCUGAGUGACAUGAGCUCCUUUGACCUGGUCAUGGUCCGUGAACACAGCAAAAGGGACUAUGGCAAACAGGAGAGGGUAAGGCAUGUAUCCACAGUGGAACCACCGCUGGUACUCAGCACACAGUACAAAUCCUACAGAAUCAACAUGCUGCACAGAUUGAGACCAACCACCGAGAUCCAACUUGGAGUGUCCGGGGACAAGAUCGAGAUAGACCCCGUCUCCCAGCCCAAGACCACCGCCGCCAAAUUCUGGAGUAGCAAGCAGAAGGCGGUUUCCAUAGAUACCGACCGACUGGCGGCCUGCGCCAUCACGGACGAGAAGCCCUCAGGCAAGACUGUUUUCCGCCUGACCUACAAGAGCGUCAGCCACGAUUUCAAGCAUCGGGACUUUGAGACAGACCACCCGACGGCCAAGCACAUCGUCACCAAGAUCAACCAGAUCCUGGAGCUGCGAGCCAGCGCCGUACGCAACGACUACACGAUAUGGAAGGACCGACGGCACAGCACUAAGAGACACCAUGACAAGUGAAGCUGUGCAAGUGUCGGUUAAGGGGCCGUUCUCCAUUGUGCAUUGUUACCGGAUUUCGUCCGGGUAAAAAAAAAAUCGCAAUGUAUUGGUACACACUGCUUGCGCACAUAUCAUGAGGUAGCAUUUUUCCAAAAUAUCUCAAAUUUUUCCAAAAUACUGUUGAGAUAUGGAUUUGCUUUCUGAUUCUGCAAUCAACACAUUGUCGGCUAUGAUGUUAUGUAGAUUGCCCACAACAUCUCUCUGUAAGCCGUCCAUUAAUUUGCAUAAAUUUACAUGAUUCUGCGCAGGUUUACGCCAAUAUACAAAUUUUGUACUUCUGUGCGACAUGCUGCUGAGGAGGGGUGAAGGGGAGGUGGUCAUAUUAUUUGUAUGCAAGGGCUAGAAACUGCCUUGAAUUUAAAGGAUGAACACAUGAUGGCAUUAGGCAAAGAAAGUCAUCAAAAUAUUUUGUUUUUCAAUAUGGAGAGUUAAAGAGAGGAGCGUUGAACUUCAUAUUGCAUUAGGGAGUGUGAUUGUCAGGUUCGUGUGGCAGUUAAUUGACGGUGUUUUUUAUUUGUACCAAGUACAUGUAAGUGCAUGUACUGUUGUAGUGCUAUGUGGAGAGUGAGAGUGUUUUCUUAAAACUUGAAAGCAUAGAUACAACAGUGACUUGGCAUUUCAGGCUACUGGCUUUGGGGAAAUUGUGGACCAAGUUUUAUCUAAGUUUUUUUACCCAAAAGUCAUUUGACCCCCAAACCUUUUUGUGACGUUCUUUAAAACAGAAAUUGCAUCCACACGAUUUAUAAAAGAGAGCAGGUAAUGUCCCCAAGAUGAUUUGGUACCAAAAUUAUUCACAACAUUUCAAAAUCAAUUACCUGGAGGUUGAAGUAAAAACUAUUAUUUGUAUUCUAUAAAAAAAAAAAAAAAGUCACUUCCUACAUAUGUUAGCAAAGAUUUGUAUGUUUUCCUUGUACUGACUACAUACUGAUACAGUUUACAUUGUGUCAGUAACUUGUUAUAACAUGUAACUUAAUUCUUUAAACCACUUUUUUCAGGUUUUAUUUUUUAUAUGGUCUCACUGUAUUGAAUUAUGGAUUGCAAUUCUGUUGCGAAAAUUAUUUGGUGAAAACUGACCAUUGCUCAACAGAGUGAAUUUGUAUGAAUGAGUUGUGAAAUAUUUGUGUUAAGUAAGAUUUGAGGCUUUGCAUGGUGAAGAUGCUAAAUAAUGAAAGGUUUGCGGAAACACCAUGUGCGAAUAAUUUCUCAACUAAGAGAAUGGUUCUGAAAAGAACCAGAGGUAUAAACUCGACGUUCCGGUCAGUAUGCUCUGUUACCGAAAUGCAUCAUUUUUUUUCCUGCAGGUGAAAGUUCAUAAUGUAUACUUCAAUGUAGUCCCUGUAUCUGAAAUGUCCCCAAAUUACCCAAAUAUUUCUUCCUCUUUUUUUUUUU
This is a messenger RNA of Patiria miniata (bat star), 3542 nucleotides long. RefSeq names its product target of rapamycin complex 2 subunit MAPKAP1-like (gene mapkap1). The coding region runs from base 537 to 2114 and encodes 525 amino acids. NCBI's taxonomy places the organism in Eukaryota, Metazoa, Echinodermata, Asteroidea, Valvatida, Asterinidae. The record is from RefSeq and is a predicted model, not a curated record. Gene Ontology annotation, molecular function: phosphatidylinositol-4,5-bisphosphate binding. Gene Ontology annotation, biological process: TORC2 signaling. Gene Ontology annotation, cellular component: cytoplasm; plasma membrane; TORC2 complex. The transcript has 11 exons.